Molecule: messenger RNA, 535 nt
Organism: Pistacia vera
Lineage: Eukaryota; Viridiplantae; Streptophyta; Magnoliopsida; Sapindales; Anacardiaceae
Product: putative cytochrome c oxidase subunit 5C-4
Exons: 2
Coding region: 147-347 (66 amino acids)
Source: RefSeq, a predicted model, not a curated record
CUCCCAGAUUUUCACGAUUACAUAUAAUUACAGGAGAUAAUACUUUUAUGUUAUUUCAUGUGCUUUCUUGAACCUUCCAUUUUUCUUCAUUUUCGCUGCUUCUGCUAGCUCUUUACUUUCCCUUGCCUACUGUGACUGAAAAAAAUAUGGCAGCAGCUCAUAAGAUUGCACAUGCUUCUUUGAAGGGACCCAGUGUUGUGAAAGAAAUCAUCUACGGGAUUUCUCUUAGUCUAAUUGCCGGAGGAUUGUGGAAAAUGCACCACUGGAAUAACCAAAAGCGAACCAGGGAAUUUUAUGAUCUGCUUGAAAAGGGUGAAAUCAGUGUUGUGGUGGAAGAUGCUGAGUAGGAUGUAUUACUUACUUCUGUUAUAUUUACUUUUUAAUUUCUUGUUUCUGUGUUGGCCAUGUGCAGUCUGUUGAAGUUGAAUUCUCGAUGUUUGAUUUCAGUUUUAUGUUAUCAUCAAGACCACUAAUUUUAACACUUACAUGAAUCAUUUGGUGACCAAAUUAAGUUUAGAAGCUACUGCUCAUUGAA